AUGAAGACGGCGACAAGAGUUAAUUUUGUCCUUCUUACUUUUUUUCUACUACUUUUAACCCUUCCAUCUUAUGGAGGAUACAUUAGACGUAGAGUGGAUAACAGACAUGGUGAUGUCAAGGAUAAUCAGGAGGCUGUAUAUUCGAAAGAUGUAAACACUGUUGGGGCAGCAGCUGAAUCUAAGCACGAAUCUGAUGCCACUGAUUAUGGUACUGUCCUUGACUUCCCACAUUUGUUGUAUGGUAAUGAAGAUAGUGACUAUACUACUAUUUAUGUUAUCAAGAAGAAGGCGUCUUUAGGCGAAAAAGUUUCUGGCGAUAAUGAAGCACUUUCCGUCGCAGGAAGACAUCAAAAGGACCGCAGAGUUGUAUUUAGUGCUGGAGAGGGGCGUCAUCACGAUAGAGACAACAGAAAAUUCAAGGCUAAGCCUGAAAAAAAUGUAUGGCCUUUGUAUCACCACAAUAAGGUUGAAGCUCUUGGUGCUAGGGAAGACUAUCAGGAGGACGGAAAGAAAAUUCAAACUGUUGAAGAAAAACCCACGAGCUACGUCACCGAAGUUGUCACUGAUGCUGAAGAAGUACAUGGAAAUUCUUAUGAACUUAGCGAUCCAAAUGUUUGGGAAUAUCACCAAGUUGUUGAGGGUGAUAAACCUGUUGUCUCUGGAGAACAUCAAGUUAGUGAACAAGACAAAUAUCUCUACAGUGAUCAUGGAUUAUCUGUAUCUGAUGUUGAAGAAGUACAACAUUUUAAUGAUACUGAAGUAUCUGCUGGAAAUAGUUCAGUAUCUACUGCUGAUGAAGUAUCUAACAACGUCGGGGUGUUAUCCAUUGAAGAGAUGACUUCUUCCAACUCUGAGAAUACUGUUGUUGAUGGAGAAGUAAAUAGUAAUCUUGUGAGUAAUGGAGAAGAAGUUACUUCCACUGAGACUGGUUUAAUUACCGCUGAAGAGGGAUCUGGUGUUGAUGUUACUACAUCCGAUGUUGAUGAAACAACUACUGCUGAUUUGGUUGUAUCUGGUGACGAAGGAGUUUCUGGUGAUGGAAUGGAUUUAACACCUACUGAGGAAGGAGUACCUACUAUCAAUAUUAAAUUCGCUAAUGAUUUGGGCGUUCAUAUUCUUACUGAACCUAGUGAAGUUUUCCAAGGUGGAAGCGAGGGCUACUUAGGAAAACUUAAACGAAGAAAGCACCACUAUGGACAUCAAUUUGACCGUGUGCGUCACGAUGACUGGAGCGAAGAGGAUAGUAAAGAACGCAGACGUCCUAUGGGUGAUAAUGAUAGCAACGAGUGUGAUGAUGACGACGACGAUGAUGACGAAUGUCGUAGAAGGUAUGGUAAACUGGACCAAGGAAGAAGACGUAAUUCUGGAGACAAAAGGGAUUAUAGUCAUGAGGAAAGAGAUCGUCGUUUUUAUGCUUCCGGAAGACCAGUGACACCAAGGCGUUCUAGAAGAGAUGUUGGUAAUACUGUUGUAGAAGGUAUCAGUAACACAGCUGAUUCAGUUGCAACAGGCGUAGAGGAUACUGUAGAUGCUGCUGUUGACAAAAAAGUGGAUCAAGAUAAACCGAAAAAAUCCAAAGCAUCUGGAAUUGGUUCUGCUAUUGUUGGUGGCAUUUCAAAUACAGCAAACUCUGUUGCUACUGGAAUUAAAAAUACUGUUGAUGCUGCAGUUAACUCCACAACACCAAAACCAAGUGAGAAAAAUGUCACAUCUUCGACAUCUGCUUGUAAAUCCCAAGAUGUUUGUUACAGUGAUUCAGAUUGCAAUGGAGGUAAAUGUAUGGGUGUUUUUGUUGGCACUUGUAAUUGUAAUGCCUGCUUUAACUUCAUGACUUGUACUGACGAUGGUGGAUGUGGUGGAUUGAAAGGUGCAUGUGAUACGGUUACUAAACGCUGUAACUGCCAAGAAGCCCAUAGAAAGUUAGGUUACGCAAACUAUUUCGAUACUUUGAAAAAUUUCUGUAACCACAAAACUUGUAAUGGUACUUCAGACAGCUGCAAUGGAUUACCUUGCUCUGCUGGAAGAUGUUUCUGUUAG
Molecule: messenger RNA, 2037 nt
Organism: Strongyloides ratti
Lineage: Eukaryota; Metazoa; Nematoda; Chromadorea; Rhabditida; Strongyloididae
Exons: 2
Coding region: 1-2037 (678 amino acids)
Source: RefSeq, a predicted model, not a curated record